Molecule: messenger RNA, 4556 nt
Organism: Manacus vitellinus (golden-collared manakin)
Lineage: Eukaryota; Metazoa; Chordata; Aves; Passeriformes; Pipridae
Gene: GPATCH2L
Product: G-patch domain containing 2 like
Exons: 11
Coding region: 274-1713 (479 amino acids)
Source: RefSeq, a predicted model, not a curated record
GGCCCGGGCAGGCCGGAAGCGGCGCUGACGAGGGGCUGGCGGAGCGGGGCGCUGGCCGGAUGUGUAAUAGAGCAUGCUGCUUCAACGCAAAAGAUGCAACCUUAAGGCCUUUUCAGACACAGAGCACUUGACUCACCUGCUGCAGUAUGGAGCUCUGUGCCACAAUGGCUAGAAGAGGGAUUUAACCCUUGCAAAAGGAAGAAGUGAGUGUUAGCCCAAGAAGUGGCAGUUGUCCUGCAUUGGGUCCUCCCAGGCAACUCUAAAGCAUUGCCAAUGGAUGAACUGGUGCAUGACUUGGCCUCAGCCUUAGAGCAGACUUCAGAACAAAACAAACUGGAUGAGCUAUGGGAAGAGAUGGCGCUAAGCCCACGGCAGCAGCGGCGACAGCUCCGCAAGAGACGGGGCCGUAAGCGACGCUCAGACUUUGCACAUCAGGCAGAGCACGCCUGCUGCUACAGUGAGGCCUCAGAGUCCAGCUUGGACGAAGCUAUCAAGGAUUGCCGUGAGGUGCUGACAGCUAAUUUCAGUGACUCUGAUGACAUGGCAGUGGUCAAACGACACCCAGCUCUUAGUGCCACCCUGAGGAGCAAGCAGCACCUGUGGCAUGAGUCAGACUCCUUUACAGAGAAUGCACCCUGUCGACCUCUCAGGCGCCGACGGAAAGUCAAACGUGUGACAUCAGAGGUGGCUGCCAGUCUCCAGCAAAAGCUCAGGGUGUCAGAGUGGAACUGUGAGAGGGGCUGCAGGUUCAAGUCAGCCAAGAAACAACGCCUUUCACGCUGGAAAGAAAAUGCCCCUUGGACAUCAUCCAGUCAUGGCCUUUGUGAAUCAGGAGAGAACAGGCCCUUCCUCAGCAAGGGGGGAAGGAAGGAGCGGAUGGAGUGUGAAGCUGAUGAUCAGAAACAGGGCUCAGAUGAAAACAUGUCAGAAUGUGAAACCAGCAGUGUGUGCAGCAGCAGUGAUACCGGCCUGUUUACCAAUGAUGAGGGCCGACAAGGAGAUGAUGAGCAAAGUGACUGGUUUUAUGAAGGAGAAUGUGUUCCAGGAUUCACUGUCCCCAACCUUCUUCCUAAGUGGGGAGCUGAUCACCGAUCUGAAGUGGAGAGGAUUGACUCAGGCCUGGACAAGCUCUCAGUUUCCACGUUCCUUUUGCCCUCACGACCAGCUCAGAGAGGAUUUCAUGCUCGCCUGAAUCGCCUUCCAGGAGCUGCUGCCCGUUGUCUCCGAAAAGGUCGGAGGAGGCUUGUUGGCAAGGAGACCUCCAUGAGCAACCUGGGCACCGAGAGGCUAGGUCAUAUUGUUAGUGAUCCGCGCCAGAAAGAUUUUUGGUUACCAUCCAUGGGGAAGAGAGAUCGCAACCAGUUCAAUCCGUUAUCUCCUCUGUACUCUCUGGAUGUGCUUGCUGAUGCUUCCCACCGAAGAUGCUCACCAGCACACUGCACUGCCAGGCAAACAAGUGUCCACCUGGGACCACCAUAUUCAAGGGACAUCAAGAGGAAACGAAAGCCAGCUGCAGCCUCCAUGUCUAGCCCAACAUCAGCAACUUUAUCUUUCCACAUGGAUGCAGCAGAAUCAGAGCUACCAGCAACACCAUCCUUGAGAUCCCAGAACUCUGAGUGGACUGGGAAAACACCAGCAACUGAGAAAUCUACUAUUGCUGCCUCCAGUAACUUUUUUAAAAUGCCACCAGAGAAGAGCCUUGGAUACAGCUAAAAGGACGCAUUGCAACUAUAAAAGCUUGCUCGAUUUUGGAAGUGUUUGGUUCUGGUGUGUAUCUGCACCAAACAUGUUGUUUGGUAGUAGUGGUAUCCUCAGUAUUGGUGUGUGAUGCGUGCCAUCAUCCAGACUGAUCUAUGUGCCCCACAUACCUAAGUCAUGUUUGUGACUCUAUGUUUAGGAAAAGGUAAUCACUGUUGGGAUCGCAGCGGCUUUUAAAAAUAUUCUUGCUAUUGCUGUAUUUAUUAUGCAUUCAUCUCUUUCCCUGAUGCCAGCUUAUAUGUAAUAGGUCAUGUACAGAUUCUUUUGGGUUUUCAGAUCUUUAUUCACCCCCUGGACAUGAUGCUUGUUUGUGUGUUUGGCAUUUUUGGGGGUGAAAGUCCCACUGCCACUCAGGGAGGCAGAAUUCUCUCCCUGCUUUUAUCCAGGCCAGAGGGAUUUCUUGGCUGGGGAACGAGGAGGGAAUGCAAACAGGUUGAAAUAUGGAACCUGAAUUCUAUGUUAGCAGAAGGUUUUCAGGCCAUGUGCUAAUGGACUCAAAUCAUGUUGCUUUUGGCAAAGCAAAUAUGGUGCUUGUCCACGUAGAAAUUGCCAUUGGCUCACUGGCAGCAUCAUCAUCCAUUAGACCUUUUCCUUCCCCCUUGUUCUGAAUGUCUUUAGUCUUGUGUAUUGCAUGUUCAUUCUUAAACCUCCUACUGAAUAAGGAUUUGGGAGAACUACUUUGGCAUAAAUAUGUAAGCUGGUGUCCUGGAAAGGAACCCGGGUCCCUCAAUGUCAUUGGAGUAUGGUAGAGGAUAUACAACACUUCCAUAUCUCAGUGUAUAAAUUAAAAAAAAUUCUGUUAGUGUUUCUAAAGGAUGCUUGCUGUUGAAGUUAACAUGCCAUUGAACAAAAAAACCACCUAAAGUGUCACCGGAGUUCAGAGCGUUAUGGGUUUUGAUCAGACUCCUUCUGUCUCCUGCUUUCCCUCCCCUCACAAGUAUUGUCUGCUAUACCUACUGGGGGUGUCUCCACCUGCUGAUGAUUGCACAUUACACUGCAGUGAACACUAAAGAGAUUCUCUUCAUAGAACUUCCACUUGGUCUGCUGUUACCUUCUGUGUUGCAGAAUAUAUAUUGGACAGUGAUUUCUUCCCUCUCUUUCCUUAAAUAACUCUGGAGCUUAUCUUGGGCUGUGUUUUCAGAAUAUAUACCUGCAUAGCAUGCGUCAAGGAACAGGUGGCCUCACAGCUUCUUAAGUCCUGUAAAAAUGGGAUAUAUUUGUAUGAAUAGAACUCUUUGCUUUCUUCAUUGUGUGGAGCUUUCAGACAGGACCAUUUAAACUUUUAAAAUUAAUUUUGAUUGUGGAAGUGCAGCUAGCACUCUUAAGCAGACAACAAAAUUUGCAUGUUUUUAGUGGUUUUGCAGUGUUCUGCUCUGCCUUAUAAAUCAAAUAGCUGAGGGACAGAUUUGAUUGUGAGAAUAUGAAGCAGUGAUUUAUAUUUAACUCUGUAUUAAAAUGUUAAGUGGUCAUAACAUACACAAAACAGAAAUUGAAUGACUUGCUAAAUCACAAUUGACAAAUAUAGUUGGUUAUACUACAGACAUACUGUCUGUGUCUGAUCCCCUAAUACCUACUUAUUCCUGGGGAGAUAUCCAAAUUGGAUUUAUAUUUUGCAGCCCAAGCAAACUGUCAGAUCUGUCAUUGUAAAUCCAUCUCAGAACUUUUUUUUUCUUUUUUUAGGGUGGCGCAUUUUUACCUUAAAGGAGGAGUACAGAGGUCUGUUUGGAUUACAGGGCAAACUGUAAGGCUUUUGUGGAGGAAGGAGUGCUCCUGUUUUGAAGUAGUCAUUGGUUUGUCUUAUUUGUAGUUAUUUUGAGCAAUUGUGUCUAAGGAGUAGCACAAGAAGUUUCAGCACUGGAGGACCUUUAAUCUAGAAAUGUGAGGGGAAGGUAAAUCUGAAGACGAGUAGCUUGUCUAUCUAAUACUCGUGAAUACAGGUGGUCACAUACUCCUGACAACCUGCAGAUAAAUUUUAGGAUUGGAAGCCUUGUAAUCUAAACUGCAUGCUACUCCAGUGACAGGGAGUGGUUCCCUAGAAGAGCUUUUGUGAAAUUGAGUGGGUUUGAUAUCACGAAGGACCCUCCACAACCUCUCUUGGUUUGAGUCUAUUCAACAGACUUACUCAGAUUACUGAUCAUUCAGCUAAAAUUUUAUAUUUAACCUUUGUAUUCCUCUUUUUAAAACCAAUUCUGAUAUAUCUUGCUACAUUCUGCGUAUUGUCCAGAGUAGUUCUUUCUCUUCUGUGGUGUCAUGAUGGUUUUAAAACUUGUGUAAGAAAAUGUUAGGGAAUCCAGAGCCUUCAUCUCAUUGCAGUGGGUGGGAGGUGGGUUGCCAUGCUUCACGUGACUUUUCUCUGGGGACAAAGAUAAUUUAUCAGAUUUUCCUAUUGAGGUCAGUAGCACUGUUAUCUGGUUAAGCCCUUACUUAGGUUGUAAGCUCCUAGGAGAUAUUUCUUGUCCUGAAAGGCUGAAUGUACCUGUGGCAGUACUGAAGAGUAACUGUGGCAGGUCUUGUCUUGGCAGACCAUACUUCCUACUAUGGCAAAUUUCUGGAAGCGUCAGGAGACUCAAAUUAUUGCAGCUGCCCUGUCUUUCCUAUUUCUACGUUAGAAUCCAUUUACAGGUCAGUUGCAUUCUCAACCAAAUUUGAUUCUCCUGAGGCAAGCUAAAUGAAUCAUGUAUUUUGUUACUCCUGGGUAUUUAUCAAAAUUUAUCUUCAGACUUCAGUAAGUUGAUACAGAUUUUAAUAUCUGCAGCAUUCUUAAGAUGAAUAAAAUACAUUCGUGGCUUUGUCUCUUU